AUGGCGGUGGUCGAGAGUGGUCCCACAUGGCUGGCGACGGGCAGCAGGCGGCAAGCACCGCAGGAACGGGUGCCGCAGCAACAGCGGGAAAUCGCCAGCGAGAGCGGCACGCGCACGGCUGCUGGCGCAGCAGGUGUAGGCAGCGCAGGCGCGGGUAGCGCAGAAGCAGCAGCAACGGCCGCGGCAGUGAGCGAGAGCAGCGCACAUGCUGAUACUG
Messenger RNA from Monoraphidium neglectum, 217 nucleotides. RefSeq lists its product as hypothetical. The record is from RefSeq and is a predicted model, not a curated record. The transcript has a single exon. The annotation marks the transcript as partial. Lineage: Eukaryota; Viridiplantae; Chlorophyta; Chlorophyceae; Sphaeropleales; Selenastraceae.